Lytechinus pictus (painted urchin) is the source of this 3209-nucleotide messenger RNA. Its product is annotated as glutathione reductase, mitochondrial-like. The record is from RefSeq and is a predicted model, not a curated record. NCBI's taxonomy places the organism in Eukaryota, Metazoa, Echinodermata, Echinoidea, Temnopleuroida, Toxopneustidae. Gene Ontology annotation, molecular function: glutathione-disulfide reductase (NADPH) activity; NADP binding; flavin adenine dinucleotide binding. The transcript has 11 exons. Gene Ontology annotation, cellular component: cytosol; mitochondrion. The coding region runs from base 150 to 1550 and encodes 466 amino acids. Gene Ontology annotation, biological process: cellular response to oxidative stress; cell redox homeostasis; glutathione metabolic process.
UACACGUACACGCUACCGUACCGGUACGUAUUCCAACUAAACUGAAACCAGCGACCUCGGUCAGCUCAGCUCGGAGCCGGAAAACUGUCAAUUCAUACUUUCAUAGAACAAAAGCUACAGGCACAAACACAAUUGGCAUAGUCAUUUUGAUGCUUCGACUUCGACAACUGGAAGGGAGCUUUCGUCGUUUGUGCACGAUGGCAGCCAAAGAAUAUGACUAUCUGGUGCUCGGGGGCGGGUCCGGCGGUCUCGCCAGCGCGAGGAGGGCCACGGAGUUCGGCGUGACUGCUGCGGUCAUCGAAGGCAAGCGACUUGGAGGAACUUGUGUGAAUGUCGGCUGUGUUCCUAAGAAGGUAAUGUUCAAUGCUGCAUUUCAUAUGGAAAUGAUUCAUGAUCAUCGGGAUUAUGGCUUCGACGUUGAUUAUAAAGGAUUUAAUUGGAGUAUGAUUAAAGAGAAACGUGAUGCCUAUGUCAAACGUCUGAAUGGCAUUUAUGAAGCGAACCUGAACAAAUCCAAGGUAGACAUCAUUCCUGGUCACGGUACGUUCACACCCGAUGGAUGCAUAGAGGUCAAUGGUCAAAAGUACAAAGGUCGUCACACCUUGAUUGCUAUAGGCGGGGAACCAACAUUUCCAGAUGUCCCAGGUGCUGAGCAUGGAAUCAGCAGUGAUGGAUUUUUUGAACUGACAGACCUUCCAAAGAAGACUGCUGUGGUCGGAGCAGGAUACAUUGCUGUUGAAAUGGCAGGAAUCCUCAAAGAACUCGGAAGUGAUGUGUCCCUCUUUAUCAGGAGAGACAAGGCACUGAGGAACUUUGACUCCAUGCUUUCUGAAAGUGUGACUGAGAGUAUUGAAAACAUAGGAAUAAACCUGGUCAGGCAAAGCUCACCUGUGUCUGUUGUAAAAGAAGCAGAUGGAACCCUAACCUAUAACACAACAAGUGGAACAUACCAAGGAUUUGAUUGUCUUCUCUGGGCCGUAGGUAGGCAUGCCUUGACUAAGGGUAUCGGCCUUGAAGAUGUGGGUGUGAAAACCGAUGCUAAGGGAGACAUUGUUGUAGAUGAAUACCAGAAUACCUCAGCACCUAAUUUCUAUGCUCUAGGAGAUGUGUGUGGAAAGUAUCUUCUUACACCAGUUGCUAUUGCUGCUGGAAGAAGACUAUCCCAUCGGCUUUUCAACAACGAGAGCUCCUUGAAAUUAGAUUAUAGUAACAUCGCGACUGUUGUUUUCUCUCAUCCGCCUAUCGGUACCGUCGGAAUGACAGAAGCGGAGGCUAUUGCAAAAUAUGGUGGCGAUAAUGUGAAGGUUUACCAGUCCACUUUCACCAACCUCUACUUUGCGAUGACAGAGAGGAAGGAGAAAACAAAGAUGAAGCUUGUUUGUGCUGGAAAGGAAGAAAGGGUCGUUGGGCUUCACAUGCAGGGUUUAGGAUGCGAUGAGAUGCUGCAGGGUUUCUCCGUUGCUGUCAAGAUGGGCGCUACCAAAGCCCAGUUUGAUGAAACCGUCGCCAUCCAUCCGACCGCUUCCGAAGAACUUGUGACGAUGCGUUAGGAGCAAGUACUCUUUUCGUUCAUCCACCGAGAUGAUGCAGGAUUAAAGGCCAUGUUCCAUGAAAUCUAUCAAGUUAAAGCUACUGUUAUAAGCAACCAGAAUCCUGUCAUUCGAUAGGCUAAAACAUAAUUUUUCAAAAACUUCCGGACCCUGACUAACAAAGAGUAAUGAAUGAUCUGGGUUCCAUUUCAUAAAACUUGCUACAAAAACAAAUUUAUAUCAGUUAAAAUCUACUGAAAUCCUUCAAUCUGAUUGGCUGAUAUUAAAUUUGGUAUAGAAAUCGUGCAUUUGUUAUUGUAUCAAGCUUUUAUGAAAUGGGAUUCUGAUCAUUUAACAACUAUGAAUAGCCAGGGUCAUCAACUUCUGCAAUGUACGGUACACGUGUAUGAUGUAUACUCAUACAUAAAUCAUUGUCUUGACAAGUACAUCAGUGUGCUUAGAACUCUUUGUUUUCAGAUGGGCAUUGUGUGUGCACCCUGUUUACAUGGAAAAUUAUGACAUUGAUGGCUUUCCAUAUAUAUUGACUAGAUAAAUCUUUAUGUGAGAACGUUCCCUAGUGUAAAUUAUGUGAUAAUGAUUCUUGUGAGAAGGGUGCCUUUCAGGUUUGGUAUUGGGAGAUUAGGGCCACUGAGGCAUAAGUCCGUAGAUCUGUUAAGAAGCACAAAUCAGUAUAUAAAAAUCUGCCAUCUUCCUCAUUUUCACAACCCCCUCCCCCUCUCUCAUUCCAAGUAUCCACUUCUAUUAUUUAUGCGUAUGAAUUCAAAGCAAAAAACAAGGAUAUACCUUAGUCAAUUUUGUUAAUUUAUAAAUAUGCUUUCAUUAUUGAUUACUCAAUCAGUGUACAAUUUGUUAUAUUUACCAACAGUCAUGUUGGGUGUAUGUAUAGUAUAUUAAGUUAAUGCAUAUAAUGCUCUUGUAUUAACAAUUUUUAAUUGAUUUUUUAAAUCAAACAUAAUCAUGCCAUAGUCAGUGACAAUCAUGAGGGAAAUAUUUAUCCAUUUCAGGUAGAUAAGAGAUAUUAUCACCCGUAUCAGACAUCUGAGCUGGUCAUUUACAAAACCGUAUUUCCCUGUAUUUUAUUAUUAUCAGGAAGGGAUAGGUAUAUUGUUUGUAUUUUCCUCGGUCUCAAUGCACGUAUUGACUUUGCAUGCAGAGAUGACACAAAAUAUACCUUUGUAUUUUCCCUGGUCUCACAUCCGGGCCUUUGAGGAAGCGAAUGAAGUGAUACGCUUCAUAAUGUUCCGCGCACCAACGAUCUACGUCAUAAUAAAGACAACGCUGGAUAUGGGCGCUUGCAAGUACGUCAUAAUGGUAAAGUGCAGAGCCUAGACACUGAUAUCAUGACACAACAGAACUCUAUUCUUAAAAGAUAUCACUGUUAUCAUGAUUUUUGCUCUAGAUAUCUGAUUUGGAUGAUAAUAAAAAUAUUGACUGCCCUUCUUUCGGGGAACAUCAAAUAUAUUGCCCUUAAAAGACCCAUAUUGCCCUCGUCUAAAGACUCGGGCCAAUAUGAUUCUUUUGCUGGCAAUAUAUUUGAUGUCCCCCUCAAGACCAGUCAAUAUUAUAUAGAUAUAUGUUGUCAUUUAUAUUUGUUUGUUGAAUGAAGACAACUCUUUGGAUGGAUUAUGUUUAUCCAAUAAAACUUAGUCUUGUAUGCAU